CCAAAGUCUUUCGCAAGAGAAGAGAACGAGAAAAGUCUCCAUCGAUCACCACCAUGGCCAAGAGUUGCUCUUCAUCUCCAUUCCAAAGCUUGAUCAUCUUCCUCUUUCUAGUAUCGAUGUGUGGAAUGGCUUUUGGUCAGCUAAGCACCACAUUCUAUGCCUCGACUUGCCCAAACCUGGUCCAGAUCGUGAGCGGAGUCGUGAGGCGAGCAGUGGCGAGCGAGCCUCGUAUGGCGGCCUCGCUCCUUCGGCUACACUUUCAUGAUUGUUUCGUCCAGGGCUGCGACGCAUCUCUGCUGCUCGACGACGCCUCGGGAUUCACCGGGGAGAAAUCCGCGCUUCCCAAUCAAAACUCUGUGCGCGGAUUCAAUGUCAUUGACAACAUCAAGACCGCAGUGGAGAGGCAGUGUCCCAACGUCGUCUCGUGCGCUGAUAUUGUCACGCUCGCAGCUAGAGAAGGCGUCACAGCGUUGCAAGGCCCAUCUUGGCCCGUGGUUUUGGGACGCAGAGACAGCACCACCGCAAGCCUCUCUUCCGCAAACAACGAUAUCCCAGCGCCAACAUCCAGCGCCUCGCAGCUCCUCUCCAAGUUCCAAGCCAAGGGACUGUCCGCCCAGGACCUGGUAGCAACAUCCGGCGGCCACACAAUCGGCCAGGCACGCUGCGUCACCUUUCGGGACCGCCUCUACAACUUUAGCAGCUCGGGCCGCCCGGAUCCAAACCUCAACGCGCUCUUCCUCUCGCGCCUGCAGCAGCAGUGCACGCAAUCCUCCGCCUCGGACAACAGCCUCUCGCCCCUCGACGUGAGGAGUGCCAACGUUUUCGACAACGCUUACUUUGUCAACCUGCAGUUCAACAGGGGGCUCCUCAACUCGGACCAGGUGCUGUCCGCUGGCAGCACGCAGGCCCUGGUGAACGCAUACGCGGGCAACAACCGACGCUUCUUUGCGGACUUUGCGUCAGCUAUGGUGAAUAUGGGCAACAUUAGUCCUCUCACCGGCAGCGCGGGCGAGAUCCGGAAGAGCUGCCGUGCCAGAAACUAAGAACUAGAUUCCGUAACCUUGCACUUAGUACAGUAGCUAUCCAGAACAACUUGAAAGUUCACAAAAAAUUUGUUCACUUUCAUUCCAUCCAAGAGAUACCAAUGUAUGCUCUAG
This is a messenger RNA of Selaginella moellendorffii, 1157 nucleotides long. Its product is annotated as peroxidase P7. Gene Ontology annotation, biological process: hydrogen peroxide catabolic process; response to oxidative stress. Bases 54 to 1043 code for a protein of 329 amino acids. Gene Ontology annotation, molecular function: peroxidase activity; heme binding. The record is from RefSeq and is a predicted model, not a curated record. The transcript is spliced from 2 exons. Lineage: Eukaryota; Viridiplantae; Streptophyta; Lycopodiopsida; Selaginellales; Selaginellaceae.